Ilex paraguariensis (yerba mate) is the source of this 1684-nucleotide messenger RNA. The record is from the annotation of a GenBank genome assembly. NCBI's taxonomy places the organism in Eukaryota, Viridiplantae, Streptophyta, Magnoliopsida, Aquifoliales, Aquifoliaceae.
UUCAAACCCUAACCAUGCGCGAACAAUAACUUCCUCUCUCUCUCUCUCUAGAUCUCACAGAGUUUGGCGUAUUCCAAUGACGUGAAUAGAGUGCUGUACGGUGUCCAUUUUCGCACUUUGCGUGCGCUAUUGUGAUUGAUCGGUGAUUCUACUGAGUUUCAUUUUGUUGCAUGAUCGACGGUGAUGGCGUCAGCUUGCGUAAACAACGUCGGAUUGUCGCCGGAUAAUUUCCUAGAAUGUUCUCCAGCAACUUAUCCCUCUUAUGGUUGGCUCGGUCCUCGAAUCUCAUUCAGCAGAGAGUUUCCCAGCGACGAAUCAUCAAAAAUCCCCUUACAGAAGCUCAAGACAUCGCUUCACGCUGAAAAACAACAGGAAGUCCAGGGGGAGGAAUCAGAUCCGGAGGUUUUCGGCAACGACGUGGGAGAUUUCGAGUUCCGACUCGAAGAUCCGGUGAAAAUGCUCCCCGCCGACGAACUCUUCUCCGACGGCAAGCUAGUUCCCCUUCAACUGUCCAUGAUCCCACCUUCCAUGACAUCGACAACUGCCUCAGUAGAGAUGGGAUCGCCUGAUGCGCCGAAAACUCGCCGGAGAAGUGAGACAUCGAGCAUGGAUCCGUACUUGUUCUCUCCUAAAGCUCCUAGGUGCUCCAGUCGCUGGAAAGAGAUUCUAGGUUUGAAGAAACUCUACCUAAACAGCAAUGCCAAGCAAGAUAACCACAAAUCGGUGUCGUCUGUGAACACUGGUAAAUCUUUGAAGCAUUUUCUUCACCGUAGCUCUAAAUCUUCAAAGUCAGCUUUAGACUCAUCUCUGAGCCUUCCAUUGCUAAAGGACGCAGAUAACGAGUCCAUUACAAUAUCAUCUCGCUUGUCAUUAUCAUCCUCAUCGUCCGGUCAUGAUCACGAUGAUCUACCCAGGCAUUCGAUAGAUUCUGAGAAGCCAAGUCUCAACCACAAUCCAUUGUCUCUUACUCGAAACUCUAAUACAAAUUCUAACCCGCCGAGGGUUCGAGUCAGGAAGCCAAGGGCAUUAUCGUCCGAGAAUCCGGUGGGUACAGGGGUGGGCCGGAGCCCAUUGCGCCGAGCACCGGACCCCACGACAACUACUGGUCGUGGAGUCUCUGUAGAUAGUCCACGUAUGAACUCUUCAGGAAAGAUUAUCUUUCAUAGCUUGGAGCGUAGCUCAAGCAGUCCAAGCAGUUUCAACAGUGGGCCUAGAUUCAAACACCGAGGAAUGGAGAGGUCUUAUUCAGCCAACGUUCGUGUAACUCCGGUUCUUAACGUUCCGGUUUGUUCCCUGAGAGGUUCUUCCAAGUCUGGUGUAUUUGGGUUCCCAUUGUUUUCCUCACCACAAAAGAGGGAGGCUGGUGGCUCUAGUGUUGGUAAUGGAGGAGGAAAUAAAGGUCAACAGAGUUCCAGUAAGAACCGGAUGGAUCGAUUUUGAUGCUCUCAAUCAAAUGGGAUAGAGUUGGUAACGCUCACCUUUUAACAUUGCUUUAGCUUUUUUCGAUUUGAAGGUUCGGUUAUGGCUUCUUAUUGUUUUGUUGAGGCAAUAGUGCAUGACAUUGUUGGAGUUCAUUUGGUUUUUUGACAGAUUUUAGAUUGUAAUGUACAUAUGCGAAGACUCCAUUUGAUUUUUUUUUUCUUCUUCUUGUUAGUUAUUCUAACUAAAAUUUCUGAAACUAAUG